CAAAGACCGGCGGCCACGACUAUACCGUGACAGCGGCGGUGGAGACCGGAGCAGAUUUGAGUCGGGCCUCGGGCGGCCGCUGCGAGGUGGGCCCCGACGACCAGUCAGAGACUCUGCUCGCCCGCGCUGGCCGGACGACUUCUCGCCCAGUCCCUCCCCGGUCAAGUCUCCCCCUUUCCACUCCCACUUCCACUUCCGUAACCGCCGGCGACCGAAGCGCAUUGCCGGCUCCCGCAGCCCCGCCCCGCGCCGCCCCCAGGAGAGAAGAGAGAAGCGCGCCGGCGAUGGAGGCGGAGGAGGAGCGGGCCGGGGAGGCGCAGCGGGAGAAGGAGGCCGGCAACGACGCCUACCGCAAGCAGUACCUGGAGACGGCCGUGGAGCACUACACCCGCGGCGCCGCCCUCGACCCCCGCGACAUCUCCUUCCUCACCAACCGCGCCGCCGCCUACCUCCUCAUGUCCAAGUACAGGGAGUGCGUGAGGGACUGCGAGGAGGCGGUGGAGAGGGGCAGGGAGCUCCGCGCCGACAACAGGCUGCUGGCCCGCGCGCUGUCGCGGAAGGCGGCCGCGCUGCUCAAGCUCGCGGCCUGCGCCGCCGACUACGCGCCGGCGGUCAGGGCGCUGCAGCAGUCGCUCGCCGAGCACUACUGCGAGGACACGCGCGACAAGCUGGACCAGGCGGAGACCGCCAGGAAGGAGAUCGAGGAGCGGGAGCGGCUGGAUCAGGAGGCCGCCGACCACCACCGCCAGAGAGGCAAUGAAUUAUUCCAGAGGAAAAAUUAUCAGGAAGCAACAGCUCACUAUACUGAAGCUAUUGAAAAGAAUCCAAAUGAUCCCAGAGUCUUUAGCAAUAGAGCUCAAUGCCACAUCUAUCUAGGAAAUCUGCCUAAAGGUCUGGAAGAUGCCGAAAAAUGUAUUGAGUUGGAUCCCACUUUCCUGAAGGGCUAUUUGCGUAAAGCGAAUGUACAAUUCCUGAUGGAGUAUUAUGAAAGUGCUCUGGCAACAUACAUAGAGGGUCUUAAGUGUGAUCCAAACAAUCUCGUUGUAAUUAAUGGCUUAAGGAGAUGUGCAGCAUGCAUUAACAGAUCUAAUGGCGGUGAUGUUGGGCCUGAUGAUUUGGAAGACAUCUUGGGGAAUGUUAGUUCAGAUAAUGAUUUGCGUCAUAAACUCCAAAAACUCAUGGAAGAAGCUGCAGCACUCAAGAAGGAAGCCUCUGAUGAGCGCUUGAGGCGGAUUGAAUCUGAACGAAUGGCCAGGACAUCAGAGGACUUAUAUUUAAACCAAGUCCAACAACGAAGAGAAGCUGAGGAAUGUCUUUCGAAAAUAGAACAAGAGUUCCAACAACUUAAAGUUCGGCAAGAUGAGGUCAGUGAGGAAUUUCAGAAAGCCACCGAGCACAAUGAGAAUCUUCAACACCAGCUCACAGAAACAAUAAGGGCGCUCGAGUCCAUGAGGGGCAAUGCAACGUCAGCUUCUCCUUCGUCUUCGGGAUCAGUGCUGGAUGAAAACCACAUACCGUCGUACUUCAUCUGCCCUAUAUCUCAGGAUGUGAUGAACGACCCUCACAUUGCGGCGGACGGCUUCACCUACGAAGGCGAUUUCAUCCGGAGCUGGUUCAGCACGGGCAGCGACACGUCCCCGAUGACCAACCUGCCGCUCGAGCACGACGAGCUCAUCCCCAACAUCGCCCUCCGCUCCGCCAUCCAGGAGUGGCUCCAGCAGCAGAACGUGGCAGCAUGAUAAUCCCACGUUCAAUGAACCGCCACCUGGCUGGUACCGUAUAGAAGCAGGAGUCUGUGCUCCCAUCAGACGGUGUCUGUUAACAGGCGCAGCAAGCAGGUAGCAUGACCAUCUGUGUGUACAGUAGAAAACGAAACGGGUUGGUGAAAACGGCCUGUGCCCUUCCUCAGGCGAUGCUUGUGUGUGUGUUGGCUGGAUUUGUGUAUACAGUUGCAUGACACAGGAGAGAUACAUAGCUGGGAUUUUAGCAGAGUCGGAUACGGCCAACAGCAACAGCAGCCGGGCGGGCUGGUUUCUUAGCCCGUGCGUGUGAGUGUUUUCUGGGAGAUGUUUCUCACUUUGUUUGUUUGUUUGUUUGUUUCACUAUGCGGAGUGUGGUUUUACUUUA
Molecule: messenger RNA, 2127 nt
Organism: Triticum urartu
Lineage: Eukaryota; Viridiplantae; Streptophyta; Magnoliopsida; Poales; Poaceae
Product: U-box domain-containing protein 70
Biological process (GO): protein ubiquitination
Molecular function (GO): Hsp90 protein binding; ubiquitin-protein transferase activity
Source: RefSeq, a predicted model, not a curated record